Molecule: messenger RNA, 4439 nt
Organism: Hypanus sabinus (Atlantic stingray)
Lineage: Eukaryota; Metazoa; Chordata; Chondrichthyes; Myliobatiformes; Dasyatidae
Product: semaphorin-4C-like
Exons: 14
Coding region: 1005-3023 (672 amino acids)
Biological process (GO): negative chemotaxis; semaphorin-plexin signaling pathway; positive regulation of cell migration
Molecular function (GO): semaphorin receptor binding; chemorepellent activity
Source: RefSeq, a predicted model, not a curated record
GGCAGGCAUUGCUGGGGCCCAUACAGGUGCCCACGGCUACCCCCUGAGUCUUUAGAAAGUAGGAGGAGCCGAAGGAGAAAUUGUUGAGGGUAAGGAGCAGUGGUGCCAGAUGGAGAAGAGUGGCAGUGUAGGGGGAACUGGUUGGGUCUUUUGUAGAGCAAGAAGCAGAGAGCCUUCUUGAUGUGUGGGGGAAGGGGGAUAGAAGUGUAUAGGGACUGGACAUCCAUGGUGAAAAUGAGGGGGUCAGGGCCGGGGGAAUAGAGCCCGUGAAGUGUCAUGGAUGUAGGUGGGAAGGGCCUGAACCAAGGGAACAUAGGUCGGAGAUAAAUAAACACGAUCCUGAUUGAGACAGUGAAAAAAUAAUAAUGUUGCAAGCUAUCCAGACAGAACAAGACAGUAAAAGUACAGAAUGCAGAAUAUAGUGUUACAGAGAAAUUGCAGCCCAGGUACUGUGCACACUAAGGUGCACGGACAAGACGAGGUGGAUGGCAUCAUGUUACUGCCAAGUCUCCAACCUCCAUCGCCAAAAACAGCCAGGAUUCUGCACUGUAGGCUAAAUAGUUAGCGCUAGGAUCGGCGAGGUUUUAUUUGCUUUGUAUGUUGCUGGGUGAGCGAUCAAUAUUCUGCAUGGUGCGGUCAGAAGAAUGGAUUUAAAAAAGAAAUGUAGGAGGGUCGCAGGCAGAGAAGGCACUUGGCGCAUCCCCCCAGACGAACAGCAGGAGCCAGCCCCCAAGAGAAUAUGGACUCAGUGUCUCAGGCGUGAGGCGUCAGGGUGAAGGGAGAAAGUGCCGCCGCCAAUUUAUGACGAACCCCGUCACAGCUUAAAAAUAAGGAGCACUAGGGCGAAUAUUCUGCAGAGGAAACUUAAACUGAAAUCCAAUCUCAGUUAUUUCAUGAAAAAGUAGGCGGACAGAAACGUCGCCCGUUCUGGGGCAAGUACAAACAUUGAUCAUCAGAUUUAUUUUGCUUUAGCGUUUUUUGUUUUGGCACGAGCUGGCAACAGGAUGACUGGAAAAAUCCAGCGAGCUGUCUUACUGUUGUUGGUUCCUGCUGCUCUCUAUGAAACUCAGAACUUUGCACCGGACGUGGGCGAGGUUCCCAGGAAAGCGAGGGAAUAUGAUGAUCUCCAGGCACCCAUUGUCCAGCGUUUCUCCCAGGAGGGUGUGUCUGACUACAGGACGUUCUUGCUGGGAAAGAAGGAAAACACUCUAUAUGUGGGAGCCAGAGGCGCCUUGUUUGCGCUUAGUCUUAUUACAGUGACCCAAGAGGUUAAAGCAGCUAUCACGUGGGAAGUUUCAGAAAAGGAGAGGGUGGACUGCACUGCAAUCGGCAAGACGAGGGAAGAAUGCAACAAUUUCAUCCUUGUUCUGCAAUACCUCAAUGACACACACGUCUUCACAUGCGGAACAUUCGCCUUUAACCCGCAGUGCGCCUACCUUGAGGUCUCUGAAUUCGAGCUGCUGAAGGAUGAGAAUGGGGAGAUACUGACAGAGAGUGGGAAGGCUCGGUGUCCAUACGACCCAGCUUCGAAGCACAGCACUGUGGUGGCGGAUGGAAUUCUGUAUGCUGCAAUGGCUUUCGACCUCCAAGGGAUUCAGUUCCUCAUCUCCAGGGCAAUGGGUCCUUUCAACCAGCAGAUCACAACAGAGGCAUUAGAUUCCUGGCUGAAAGAACCAACUUUCAUUGGCUCAGCUCUGGUGAAGGAGAGUUUAGGAAGUGAAGUGGGCGAUGAUGACAAACUAUAUUUUUUCUUCAGCGAGGUCAGCAAGGAGUUUAACUACUACACUAAACUGCGAGUCUCCAGAGUUGUCAAGGUUUGCAAGGGUGAUAUUGGUGGGCUGAAGAAUCUACAGAGGCGGUGGACAAGCUUCCAGAAGGCUUCACUCAUAUGCCGUGAUCCUUUGAACAAGCUUUACUUCGAUGUGAUUCAGGAUGUCUUUAUGUUGCAGCGAGACAUUGGGAACUGGACCAGCACUGUGUUUUAUGCAGUAUUCAGCUCACAGUGGAGUAAUUCUCUGUCUGCAGUUUGUUCAUAUGACAUCAAAAGUAUCCGUGCAGCUCUGGAUGGACCAUAUCAAGAAUACAAAACUGACUGUUCUGCCUUUGUUCAGUAUAAAGGGCAAGUUCCAUUUCCAAGACCCGGCUCGUGUAUCACUAACUGGCAUAGGAACCAUUCGAUUGAGAGUUCACUACAUUUACCUGACGACGUGCUGCGUUUCAGCCGAAGUCACCCACUCAUGCAGCAAGCUGUCUACCCGAUGAAUGGUCAGCCAAGGAUGAUAACCAGAAAUGCACAGUAUUCCAAAAUUGUCGCAGUGCAAGUGAGCUCAAUGGAUGGAACUUACGAAGUUCUCUUCCUCGGAACAAAUGAUGGCCGUUUGCACAAAGCUGUAUUGGUUGGUUCCCGCAGUUAUAUCAUAGAGGAGAAGAAAUUAUUUAAAAAUAUUCAACCCAUUCAAAAUCUCCUUUACUAUAAGGGAUUUGUUUAUGUUGGUUCUCUCAGUGAAGUUACUCAGGUUGCAGAGGCAGAUUGCGAACAGUACAAGACCUGUUACGACUGUAUCUAUGCCCGGGAUCCCUACUGCGUUUGGAGUAAGUCAGCAUCUCGCUGCAAGUUAUACAAGAAACAUUCAUUGAACAAUGACUUCUUACAAGACAUUAAGAAAGGCAAUGCUGCAGAAUUGUGCCCACCAAACAAAGAAGCUGCAGAAGAAAUUGUUCUGGUCAUUGAUCACCGUUCGGAUGUGGUACUCAACUGCAAGCCCUCCUCUUCAAAGGCCCACUGUGAAUGGCUGACUCCCAACAAGAACAUUACGAUCGACUUCUAUAGUUCAGGACUCCUAGUGACAGAAAAUGUACUCGGCAACUAUGACUGUUAUUGCCAUGAAAAUGGCAUCCGUCAGAUGGUAGCGUCCUAUCAUCUCAUGUCCAGGCGAUCACGGGUGGCGUUGAUAGCAUUGAUGUUGCCUAUUGCAUUUGUUGCAGUAGUCGUCUUCUUUAUUUUGAACUCCAGGAGGACUUAAUUUUACCUGUUCAUUACAGUCCAUCCAAUUAACUGAACAUUACCUUCUCUCUGGAGACUAGAACGACUAACCUUGAUAACAAGGUUGUUUGUCACAACCGAGGAACAUUCGAGCACAACUAAUGGAGUCCAUUUCAAGUACCUUCCUCUGCCACUAUCAGGAUGGUAAAAUGGACAUUAUAUCAGUACUGCCCAAUCAACACUGAUGGGGCAGUUGGCUGAACUUUAUCAAGCCUGAAGGGUCAACUUAAACAGUCCCUCUGUAACAGGAAAAUUAUUCCACAUGACAAUUUUAUAGAAGGCUCAAAUCUGUACUGUUGCUAACGCAGAAUACCUCAGGGCUCCUCUGGAGUCACAGCCUAAUUUGAUGGCAGCAAAGCUGGUACAGUCUUUUUAGUCUGGUGAGCUGUAUCCAGGUGCCUGUUCUGCAGUCAGCUGGUUGGCUGACUGUCAAACUUUAAACUUAAUGGACACUGGAGUGUGAAAGUCAUAAGGGCUUCUUUCUCCCUUAAACAGAGGCUGACUAGUGAGCUUCACCCAAAGGUACUUGGAAAGAAUAGAAUUGACCAAUCUCUUUUGCAAAGAUUAGGUCUCAUGAAAAUAAUGUGAAUAUAAAAUUCUUCUUGGAAAGAAGAAACUAAGUGUCUUAUUUAUAAAUGACCCCACAUACCUGUUGAUGUAGUACGUUCUAGGAUUUUUGUUUAAACAAAGCACAGAAACUUGGUACUGUUCUAUCAAUAUGCCCUUUAAAGGAACUUUAUCUAGAUUUUGUGUGAACAUGAGCACAAGUGACAUGGUUACAUUGUAGUUUUUAACAGUAAAUCUGAUUAUAGAUAUUGACUUUAAGACAAUGGUUCCUUUUGUUUAGCACUGGAAGGAGAAUGAGCUUUUUGAUCUAUGACGCUGGAGCCAACAUUGGUUCCAAUUCACUUUUUGAUCAAUUUUUUAUAAUUUAUUUAUUGUACAUUAAGCUUAUAACUUGAAAUUUGUUGCUGUUACUUUAAAACCAUAUUUAUUUAUUGUCUGACCAAAAGCACUCCAAAUUUAAUUGUCAUAGAAAAUAUAUGUAUACUGACAAUUCCACGUUUUGUCAAAUUUGCCUGCACUUCCACGCUACAUAUAGAAGCAGUAUCUUUUCAUAAGGGAAGAAGGUAUAAGAUCGGUUGGUACUAAUUUAACAAGUGUAGUAUGUCGUCAGUUUCCCCCUGUGUGCUCCUUCAGAGAAGAAACUUUCAAAUGCUCUUUGCUUACCUCUGAUGAGAUAUUGCCCGCCCGUACAGAAUGAGGCACACAGAGGAUAAAAGAUACUGCUUUGUAAAAUAAAAUUUCUUUAAUAAACAACUGUAUAUUCUUACAAGUAACCAAUUAUCCUGCCACAUCUUUGCAAAUGAAUAAAUAACAGAAAGAUGAAAAGACA